Plectropomus leopardus (leopard coralgrouper) is the source of this 1117-nucleotide messenger RNA. RefSeq names its product opa interacting protein 5 (gene oip5). Gene Ontology annotation, biological process: chromosome segregation; CENP-A containing chromatin assembly. The record is from RefSeq and is a predicted model, not a curated record. Gene Ontology annotation, cellular component: chromosome, centromeric region; nucleus; chromatin. Lineage: Eukaryota; Metazoa; Chordata; Actinopteri; Perciformes; Serranidae.
UUGAAUUAAAGUAAUCAUUUUGGCAUGAGUUUAUUUAAUUUUCCGCCUGUUUUAUUACGUUAAAUGCUUACGAAUACACUUUAACAGCUUAUAAACGUUUUUUUUUUACACUACUCCAGUAGGUGGCAGUGUUACGCCGAGCUAAAAACACAAGGAAGAGACGUCCUGCUUUCUGCUUCAAAUCAACAAGCGGGACAACUAAGCUAACAGUUAGCUCGUCUCCGUAAAACUUCAAUAACAUGGAAUUUAACGAAAGUCUCUUAAUUAAACGUAUCCACUCUGAUAAGAUAGCAAACUACCAGCAGCGGAUGACUCUUCACUGUCUACAAUGUAACACUGUGUUGGGGGACUCCCUCGGUGUCUGCGGGGAGAUUACAUUUAUGGACUCUGUCGUUUGUCUGAGAGUAACCGAUGAUGUGGUAGUCUGUGAUUCAAUGGACAAAGGACGUAAAGGGGAAAUGGCUAAUUGCAUCUACAGUUCUCUAAAAUGUCGCAGCUGCUGUUGUGCUGUGGGGAAAGUUAUUCACUCUGCCCCGUCGCGUUUGGCUGUGGUUCGCUCCAUGUUUCUCCUCCACAAAGCAAACAUCAGCUGUUACAUCCUCAACUGUCACUCAAUGGUGAAAGCAUCCACACUCACAUUUGACAUGAAGCCCCUCAGAGAAAACAUGAAUAAGGUGAGACAGCAGUUUGAAGCACAGCUGGAUCAGAUGUGUCGCAUUAAGAGCAGACUGAUGGACAGGAGCGUUACCAGCGAAUCAUAAUAGUAGUGUGCACAGGCAAUCUAGACUGAGUCCUCCUGGGACCGAAGACUAUGUGUUCCCUAACCUAUACUCUAAUCCCUCUUAUAGACUUGUUUGUGUUGUAAAUUCUUUGUUUUUUUUCAUUGUAUGAUUAUUACUGUAUGAAGCACUUUGUGUUAAAGUCCAUUUGUACAAAUAAAGCCUGACUGUUUUCAUAACAGCAUUCAGAUAGUGAAAGCAGACAUCAACCCGCAGCCAUCCAAUUGGCACCAUGCUGCAUUUUAUUGCUGAAUUUCUGAUACAGAUUCUCUUUUUUUUUCUUUAGUUAAUACAAAACCAGACAAGAGGCUCACACAUAAUAAGCAUGCCCAUUUCCU